Meleagris gallopavo (turkey) is the source of this 1021-nucleotide messenger RNA. The record is from RefSeq and is a predicted model, not a curated record. Lineage: Eukaryota; Metazoa; Chordata; Aves; Galliformes; Phasianidae.
UAAUUUAGGUUUUCAUUCAUCUGCAGAAAAGAGCGAGCCAGUUGCUCCCGCUGAAGCUUCUCCUGCCCCAGCUGCCUCAGAGUUGCCUGCUCCACCAGUAGAAAGCAACCAAAAUCCAGAAGUUCCACCUGCUGAGGUGCAACCAGAAAAGCCUGUAGACCCCAUUGGGCUCUUUGUGACACGACCUCAGGAUGGAGAAGUUACUGUCGGUGGAAACAUCAUGUUCACUGCCAAAGUUGCAGGUGAGAGCCUGCUAAAGAAACCGUCAGUGAAAUGGUUCAAAGGAAAGUGGAUGGACCUGGCAAGCAAAGUGGGGAAACAUCUCCAGCUGCGUGACAACUAUGACAGAAACAACAAGGUGUACAUAUUUGAAAUGGAAAUCAUAGAAGCAAAUAUGACUUUUGCAGGAGGGUACAGAUGUGAGGUGUCUACCAAGGACAAGUUUGAUAGUUCUAAUUUCAACCUGAUAGUCAAUGAGGCACCAACAAGUGGAGAAAUGGAUAUUCGUGCUGCCUUCCGACGCACGAGCCUGGCAGGAGGGGGCAGACGGAUGACUUCAGCCUUUCUCAGUACUGAAGGAUCUGAAGAAUCUGGAGAGUUGAAUUUUAGUGCCCUACUCAAAAAGAGGUAAAGUUUCCAUUGCUCAUUAUCAUCCAUUACUACAGGCAUGCUUCCUUCUGAUUAUUGUCCAUGGUCGCUCUCUCUUUCUGUCUCCUGAAGUUACUAUAGCUAUUGGUCACAAGACUCGUGUUUUGCAAAUAUACAUAGCCAGUAGAACUUCUCGCAAUCCGUGACUUAGUGAACUCGUGAACCUGUGGUCAGUUUCUGUUCAGGUGUUCGUAUCACUGUUUAUGAGAUGCAUUCUAACUUCACAAAGAGUACAGAAUCAAGCCAUACAGACAUCUAAAGUUAGACAUCUGACUUUGGAAAGCAAUAAAGCCUCAGUAGCAUUGUAGCUAGCUUAUCUAAAGCAAGCCCCACGUUAUAUGUGACUUCUAACAAAUAUAACCAACUAGAAGUG